Molecule: messenger RNA, 1103 nt
Organism: Pimephales promelas (fathead minnow)
Lineage: Eukaryota; Metazoa; Chordata; Actinopteri; Cypriniformes; Leuciscidae
Gene: eci1
Product: enoyl-CoA delta isomerase 1
Biological process (GO): fatty acid beta-oxidation
Cellular component (GO): mitochondrion
Molecular function (GO): delta(3)-delta(2)-enoyl-CoA isomerase activity
Source: RefSeq, a predicted model, not a curated record
AUGUGUACGCAAACAAACAGUGAAGUUUUUAGCAAUUUAGCAUUAUCCUUUUUGCUGGCGAGAUGUCAUCAGUAUUAAGACACUGUACCAAAUUCAGUCCCUCUGGUGGGGUUGUGUCACUGCUGUCUGGAAACUGUAGUCAUGGGAGGACCUGUGCUCUACAAUACUUAUCUUCAAACAAAUAUUCAUCAUCCUCAAAAAUUAAAGUGGACCUGGAUAGUAGUAAUGGUGUUGCUAUAAUGCAGUUCAAAAGUCCUCCAGUCAACAGUCUGAGUCUUGACUUUUUGACUGAGUUUGCUAUUAAUUUAGAAAAACUUGAACUGGACAGAGGCUGCAGAGGUGUGAUCAUAACAUCUGCCCAGCCGAAGGUGUUUUCUGCAGGCCUAGAUAUUUUGGAAAUGUAUCAGAAGAGCCCAGAGCACUGCGCAGAAUUUUGGAAGGCUGUACAGGACGCGUGGCUAAAGCUUUAUGGGUCCACCAAGGUCACAAUCGCUGCAAUCAAUGGCGCCAGUCCUGCAGGUGGCUGCUUGUUAGCUAUGUGUUGUGACUACAGGAUCAUGGCUGAUAACCCUCGCUAUAACAUUGGUCUCAAUGAAACACAACUUGGUAUAGUUGCACCUUUUUGGUUUAAGGACACCAUGACAAAUGUUGUGGGCCAUAGAGAAACUGAGAAGGGUCUUCAGCUCGGUUUGCUGUACAAUACUCCUGAAGCCCUGAAGAUCGGUUUGGUGGACGAGCUUGUUCCUGAAGAUAAAGUUCUCAGCGCAGCUACUGAGACCAUUACUAAAUGGUUGGCUAUCCCAGAUCAUGCCCGUCAGAUAAGUAAGUCUAUGAUGAGAAAGCCCACCAUAGACAAACUUCUUGGGAACAGAGACGCCGACACCACAAACUUCGUCAGUUUCAUCACCAAAGACUCCAUCCAGAAAUCUCUUGGGAUGUACAUGGAGAUGCUGAAGAGGAAGAGGUCUUGAUGACCUGAACACGUGCCUGUUGUUGACAUUGUCUUUAUGUAGCGUGCAUCAAUGUCACUGUAAAUCACUUUGUCCUCUCUUUUCUUACUAGAGGAUAAAUUUGUUUGUAAAUAAAAUCAUAUAAAACUAAAA